Lachancea dasiensis is the source of this 1267-nucleotide messenger RNA. NCBI's taxonomy places the organism in Eukaryota, Fungi, Ascomycota, Saccharomycetes, Saccharomycetales, Saccharomycetaceae. The record is from the annotation of a GenBank genome assembly.
AUGUCCGAGUACAUUGUUAAAAUCGAUUUAGACAAGCCCGCUUACGAACAGGCUGGCGUACACAACCGUUGGCAUCCAGACGUACCGGCUAAUGCCAGUAUUAAACAGAACAAAUCGUACAAGGCCGAAUGUUUCGACUGGACAGGCGGUCAAGUUGGCAACAAUGACUCUGCUGAUGAUAUCAAGUACUGCGAUUUGAGCAGAAUACACUAUUUGUCUGGACCAUUUUUUGUGGAAGACUGCGAGCCGGGCGACGUGCUGAAAGUUAGUAUCCAAGACGUCCAACCUCUCGAACGUCAGCCUUGGGGUUAUUGUGGUGUCUUCGCCAAGGAAAAUGGUGGUGGAUUUCUUGACAAACAUUACCCUAAGGCAGCAAAGGCCGUAUUUGACUUUGAAGGUAUUUAUAGCCACUUCUCGUCACAUUCCCGGUGUGAAGUUCCCAGGUAUCUGCCACCCGGGCAUUAUAGGCGUUCUGCCAAGUCAUGAAGUGCUAGCAGAAUGGAACUCUCGUGAAACGACUCCCGUUCAGGCCCACCCUCACGCCGAUUUCGUCAUGGCCAAUUUGCCAAACGAACACGGCGCCUACGCUGGAAUCAACGCCACUGAGGAACAGCAAAAAGCAGUAGCUAGCUACGGUGCGCGUACCAUUCCGGGCCGUCCAGAAAAUGGGGGUAACUGUGACAUUAAAGCCCUCACCCGGGGCUCGACGGUUUAUCUGCCCACCUAUUUGCCAGGUGGUAUGCUCUCACUUGGUGAUCUUCACUUUUCUCAAGGGGAUGGUGAAAUUAGCUUCUGUGGUGCCAUCGAAAUGGCCGGCUGCAUUACGUUUAGCGUCUCCGUAAUAAAGAACGGUAUGAGGAAACUCGCGAUGAAAUCUCCAAUGUACUUGCCGUCACCAGUCGCUCCACGUUUUGGACCCGACCGUUACUUGACAUUCGAAGGCUUCAGUGUUGAUGAAGAGGGUAAUCAGCUUUGCCUAGAUACUACCGUGGCCUACCGUCAGACAUGUCUUCGUGUGAUCGAGUACCUGCGUAGGUAUGGUUACAACGAUUACCAGAUUUAUCUACUGUUGUCCACCGCACCAAUUGAGGGUCAUAUAGCGGGCAUUGUCGAUGUUCCGAACAGUUGUACUACCAUCGGGCUGCCUAUGGAUAUCUUUGACUUUGACAUCUCCCCAGAAGGGGAGGUGGUGAAGAAAGAUAUGAGCAACUGCGCUUUUGCCGAAGACGAUCUAAGAGAAGGAUUUGCAUUCACCAAGGAACUGUAA